CGCAAAAGUGAAAGGAUGACUGGAGGAGAGGGAAAUAUUUCUCAAGAGCUCAUCCGUCUUAGUAUCUCUCACGAAUCUGAAAAAACAGGUGACGUGAUCACAGGUACGAUUUUGCACAUUUUCGUCUCCAUAUUGACAGCGCUGGAAAAUCUUUUGGUUCUCAUUACAAUUUUGGGAAGUUCCAGGUUACGAGUUUCGCCCUCGAACAUUCUUCUAUGUGGUCUCGUCCUAUCGGAUUUAUGCACUGGACUGAUAUCGGAACCAUGUUUCAUUGCGCUGCAAAUUUUGGUUUACCAAAACAAACUCACUUCAUGCGUCUUUCCAAUUGUCCAUGUCAUCAUAUCUUCGUUCCUUAAAGGAGUAAGUCUUUUCACAGUAACAGCUAUAAGCAUUGAUCGUUAUUUUGCGAUAUACUUUCAUUUACGAUACCCAGAAAUAGUCACAGAGAAGAGGGCACAGAUCGCAUUGGUUUGCUUGUGGUUUCUUAGUGGCAUGGCAUCCAUAGCUUGGAGUUCUGGCUAUGUAGUAUUUUCUCAGGUCACAUUGAUUGUGACAACAGUUUGCCUUGUUGCUGUGUUUUACACUUGGACUAAAGUUUACCAAGUAAUGCGCCGCCAUCAAGCUCAGAUCCAUGCGCACAGGAACACUGGACCACGUCAAAUGGACAUGUGCAGGCUUAAAACAUCUUUCAUUAAUACCAUGUAUAUUUUAAUGAUUUUUCUCGUCUGCUAUCUCCCUUAUCUUCUAAUUUCCUUUGUUUUUGCUUAUGAGUUGCAUCCUACAGACGCAACUUUUUCACUUUACAUGUUCUUUUACUUUUUUACACUCGUGAAUUCAUUGCUAAAUCCGUUACUAUACUGUUGGCGUGAUCAUAGUAUCCGCAGUGCUGCUAAACAAACUCUGAAAAAAUUAUUCUGUAAAUCACAAUCACAGUAAGAAGUUGAACCUUUGUCGUAUGCUGUCGUUAUUGUGACAUUAGCGAUGCAGCUAAACAAAUGCCAUGUUUUUUGUACCAAAACUCAAAAGGUGCACGCAAAGUAUAGAGUGAUUCGUGACAACGUUUCAUUCAUAAGUCUUGGCAAAAUGGACGUGUCACGUACACUUCUGGUGCAGUUUCACGAAUGACGAGUAAAAAAAAAAAUUAAAGGCUUCACAUCCUCCUCUGCUCAGUUGUAAAUAAAUCAAGGACGCCAUGAUUUGCAAGGAAAAGUUUCCGAUUGUCAUCGUAGCACGUAGUUAUAAAAUGGUAUCACACGUGUGUUGUGAUGUAUCCAAUAAAUCUUUGUUUUAGGCAAGUUUUAAGGAUAAAUUGA
Stylophora pistillata is the source of this 1313-nucleotide messenger RNA. Its product is annotated as melanocortin receptor 4-like. Gene Ontology annotation, biological process: G protein-coupled receptor signaling pathway. The record is from RefSeq and is a predicted model, not a curated record. Lineage: Eukaryota; Metazoa; Cnidaria; Anthozoa; Scleractinia; Pocilloporidae. Gene Ontology annotation, cellular component: membrane. Gene Ontology annotation, molecular function: G protein-coupled receptor activity.